Molecule: messenger RNA, 3497 nt
Organism: Hyaena hyaena (striped hyena)
Lineage: Eukaryota; Metazoa; Chordata; Mammalia; Carnivora; Hyaenidae
Gene: FAM204A
Product: family with sequence similarity 204 member A
Exons: 9
Coding region: 678-1379 (233 amino acids)
Source: RefSeq, a predicted model, not a curated record
CGGCCGACUGCGGGGCUGCCUCUGCACUGGCCCGGGCUCCGCCGAGACGGGUCCGGGAGGGCCGGGUGCGGAGAGCGAGCGAGCCGGUGUGGGGCGGCCUCACGGCCGGGCCCACGGCGGCGUUGGUGGGGCCGGCGUCUGCUUUGCAAGGAAGGGGCGUAGCGGCGCCUUCCCGAGCCUGUUGGUGGGAGAGGGGUUCUCCGUCCCCCCUUGCCCCCCGCCAAAGAGAGAGGGGGCGAAGAGGCUCUCCAUCGGGGAAACAGGCUCCUGUUUACAUCCGCUGUAUCCCGGGGAAAGAGCUGCACUUAGUGGCAGUGUCCGCGGGCUAGACGUCCUGCGCCCGAUUCUGCGGCGCUCAGUUCUGUGCCCGGGAUGGGCUUCUUCCCGUCUGGGGAUCCGAGUGUGGCCCUGCCGCCGGAGAGCCUGCCGAGCUCGGGGUGGUGCCGCCCAGCAGGAAGAGGUGUACCUUUCUAGAGCCACCCUCUUGCAAACAUCUUUCAGGUGUUUUUGUCUGACAUGCAGUCUUACUGAAAAUUAUAAAUCAUGGCUGUGGUGGCUGGGUUGAAGAGAGAAACCUUGUCUCCUGGGGUAUUCAGAUUUAAUCAGUAUUGCAUCUGACUGGUAUAUCACAUCUCUUGAGAAUGGCUGCAUAAUUUUCAUAUUUAAAGGAGGGAAAGAUGUGGAGUGGACUGCUACCUCCUGGCCUAAAUGAAAGUGAUAUUGAGUUGAAUUCUGAAGAUGAAGCCCCGUUAGAGAACUCUGGACUUAACUUGCAGGAAGACGAAGAAGAUGGGGUCAUUACAAAAACAGAGAUCUCAGAUUUCCCUACAGAUGGACCAAAACCCGACGCCGAGGCCAAUGUCAAUGCCUAUGAAGAGUGCCCCUCUGGAAUUCCCUUAAACAUGUGGAAUAAAUUUCAAGAAUUGCAUAAAAAACAUUCUGAACAGAAAAUCUCAACAUCAGGAUUCAGAAGGAAGAAAAGAAAACGCUCCAGGAAAGAUAAACUGAAGAAUGAAGAAGAGUCUCAAAGUGCCCAGACCUCAAGUGAAGCCCAGUGGAAGGAGCUUACUCAGUAUUUUGGAAUCAAUGAGAGGUUUGACCCCCCUGUCAAAAAGAAAAAAGUUGACAAGUCGGGCCUUGAAAAGAGCAUCGACCAGGCUGUGGAAGAGUGGGACAUUGAGAAGGCGGAGGAGCUCAGCAACCAGCUGGCCACGCGGGAGCUUGGUGUGAAAAUUGCUAAAGCGGUUGCCUGCCACAACUUUGUAAAAGCCAAAAAGGAUGCUGAAAACUCACAGGUUGCUCGAAAAAAGAAGAAACUUGCAUGGGGGUUUGAAGCAAAGAAGAGAUGGGAGACCAAGAGCAACAUGGGAUAUAUGUAGCUUGCCAGUGCUCCUCAAGGCGUGGGAGUCUUCACUUGGGCUUUUCCUUGAGUCUUCAGCUGCUCAAUUGACUAGGAAGAUAUUCCUGCAUAUGUUAACUGUGUCAGGAAACUGCUAGCAGUUGGAAGAAUAAGCAUAAAAUGUGGGAUUUGAUUAUUAAAUCUUUUUAGUCUUUUUUAGAGAAUUCAUUCUGUUGACAUGAAUGAGGUGGAGCAUUCUGUUACUCAAACACGAAAUCAAAGUACAUAUACCAGGAUUUUAUUAAUUAAUUUAUUUCUGUGACCCUCCGGUAUAAAAUCAGUUUUACUUUUCAUCUGUUUGGUGAAACAGUGAGCUCCUCGUACUUCCUCAUCUGUACCCAGUGCACCUGAACUUCCUCUACAACUGUGUUUGUAUGAUUGGCAUUUGUUUAUAAUAGAUUGGUCGUAAGUGCGAGAAAGUCUCAAAUCGAUACUGUCUUUACAGAUGACUUUAAUUAUCUUAAUGUUAUAAAAGUAAUUAUUGGUUCUUUAUUGGAGAUAAUAGAGUUGAUAUUUCCCAGUCAAAUAAUGAAAGCAAUUGAUUAAUUUUUGUAUACUUUGAGAUGAAAUACCAUAAUUUUAAAAAGGGCAGAAAGCAGUAUUUGGAGGAGGAUUUCAAUUUAGCUCGGCCUGGAAAUGUCCUCGUAAGUAUCUCUCUCAACCAUGUCGUUCCUUAAAUUAGGAUGUGGCUCUUAGAAGAGAAAUGGCACUAGUGUACUAGACAGAUCCACCUCCAGACAGUGUAACUUGGAACCUUCCAGGAACAUAGUCUGGUUAUUUUUACUCCUCUUCCCCAUUCGGUCUUAAAAGAUCGGAUGAGUUAAUGAGGGUAAGGUGGACGAGUGCCAUGGGAAGCGAUCAUUAGAUGUGUGUUUCAUAGGCCCGACUAGAGGGGCUUUGGGAAGUCCUGUAAGAAGCUGGCAAAUAAGCCUGGAUGUUGGGUGUUUUGGCCCCUCCCUGUGCUUAGAACAGCGAAGAACUGCUGAUCACUGCUUUCCUCCGUUCACCUGCCUUCCUCGCCUCCACCAGAGCUUUUCUAGCUGUGUCUCGUGUAAGUUUUCUCGAGGUGAUGAUAUGCAUCCAGGAACACAGAAAAUGAGUCACGAUGAUCGUUUUAUUAUUAUUAUUUUGUUAUUUUUAGACUUAACAAUAGUAACAAAAUUUUUGUAACUCAUGGUAGCGUUUUUAAUGUUUUUUCUAUGUUCUGGAAUAUGUUAAUAACCAGUUGGUAUUUAAGAGAGCAAAGGCCCUCUCUUGCUUCCACUCAGUGAGGAAAGCUGGUAUGGAAAAGACAAGAUUUUAGGAGGUUGUGUAUCUACUUACAGAAUUCAUCAUGAAAAGGUGUCCAGACCAAAUAUUGGAAAAUCUUAUGUUUUAUGAUUUAAUAUCCCCUGUUGCAUUUACCCAUGACAUUACAUUUCAGACUCCUAAUAGGUGAAUACAGACUUGGAGUAUAGGAGUCUUCUCCCUGAAAAAGUCUGUCGUGGGGGAACUGCCUGUCGCCCAGUCUGGUAUUGUUGAGCAGAUGUGUAACGUAGACAUUUGUGCACCCAGGGCCCGGAGGUGGGCUUCUCCCAGCAACCUCUGCCUUGUUUUUCUUCUCCUGUGUCCCCGUCCUUAAAACAUUUAGUGAGAGUGACCCUGGUGGGCAUGUUCUGCCUCCGCUCGUGCCGAGGCCAUGCCAGAGUGGCCUCUUUGAGGGCUGAUUUGGGAGCCUAUGACCUGAAGUCCAGCCGUUGAAGCCCUUCGCCAGCCGGUGCCGCGUUGUGCUGCCCUGCCCGGGGCUCAGACGUAGACGGGAGCAUUUUAACUCGGUGCCGGUGCUGUGCUGGAAUCGGAUGUAGCAGCGGACUCCGUCAUGAGGGGAACCGCAUCUCCCGAGUCUCCGUAUUUGGGUGUCCUGGGUUGUGAAAAGCUCUAAAAUAUGGUACAGCAGGUGGAGGGGGGUAAGAGAAGGAAUCAGGGGAGAGGAAGGGACGGGUUGUCUGUGAGUGACUCUGCUGACCUGUCAUGUGGCACCAGUUUCAUUUUACCAGCUUUAAUUUGAAUUAGACAUUUUGCUCAGCAAAGCAAUAAAAUGGGAACAUUAUUCUUAGAG